CAGCGUUCUACUUACACGAACACCGUGGCACAUGUGCAUUUCUCCUGCAUUGAGAAAUUACAGUCUUCUUGAUAGAUUUAAACAUAUAUGCAACAUUAAGGUAUACAGAUUCUAAACCUAACAAUCUUGAAAAGCACGACAUCAGAAUACAGAUAAUGGUGGAUAGUGAAGAGUCUGGUGGUGCGUCUCCGGGACACCUUGUUGACAUCAAAGAAGACAAUGAAUACUUCCUAAAGAUGUGGAACCUGAUUCCCCCACUUGUUUAUGCAGAACUGGAACCAGACCUAGAUGAUAAUGAGAAAGCAUUGACAGAAGCUAAGCUCAAGAAAAAGAUGAAAAAGCAGGAAAAGAGGGAGGAACGAAAAAAGAGAAAAGAAAAAGAGACGAAAAAGGAAGAUGUACAAAAGUUGACCAAGAAGCAUAAACAUGUGGAAGAUGAGGAAGAUUCAGACUUUACAAAUAUAAAACCUAAAAAGCAGAAAGUAAAUCACAAAGUGGAACCUGUAUCUGUAAAUAACGUAGAUCACUCGUCCGACUCAGAGAUGUCAUCGGAUGCCGAUCAACUCUCCCCGAAGCCUAAUAACGUGUCUAAACCAGUGCAAAACAUUCCUGUAAAACAUGUAAAGAAGAAAGAGAAACCUCAUGCUAAAAAAGCUGCUGUGAAAAAAGAUAGUGACAAAAGUUCGGUUGAAAAAAGUACUGUAAACAAUACAGAUGCUGGACAAUCUGUUUCUAAAGGUGCUAUAACAACAGUGUCUGAAGGUGACAUGCUACAAGCUGCUAGUAUAAACAGCAUCGAAGAUAAACGGGAAAAACUUCGGGCAAAAAUUGAAGAAUUACAAGCCAAAAGGAAACCUAGUAACAAAGAAAGAUUAGAGAAAAAGAAACUGAAAAGACAGGAAAGUAAAAUGAAGUUGAAACAGAAACGGAAAUUAGAAAAAAUGCAAAACAAGCAAAACAGUCAAGGUGGUGCAGGCUCAAAGCCUGUAAAAGGAAAUUUAAAUAAAGGACCUACUACACCAGCAAAGCCGGUGUACAAUAAAGAAGGCCAGAUGGUGUUUAGUAAGUUUGAUUUUACCGAUUCCGCCAAAAAGGAAAAACGUCAGUCCGACCUACGCGGGAAGGACUACAAACGGUUAUUAGAAAAGAUCGAAAAGCGGAACGAGAAAAUUAACAAGGUGAAAAGUAGGGACGAGGAUGCAGGGAAAGCUUUGGAGGAUAAAUUUAAGUGGGAAUCUGUUUUACAUAAAGCAGAAGGGGAGAAGGUGAAAGAUAAUCCAGAGUUGUUGAAAAAGGCGCUGAAGCAGAAACAGAAAAUGAAAGAACAGAAGAAAAAGAAAUGGGAGAAUAGAGUUGAGAAUGUAGACAAACAGAAACAAGAGAAACAAAAGAAACGGACAGAGAAUAUUCAGAAACGUAAACAGAAUAUGAAAGAUAAGAAAUUGAAACAGUUGAAAAAGAAAGGAAGAAUUCUACCAGGGUUUUAGGUACAAAAAAAAUCAUAGAAAAAUUAUCAUAUGUUGUACACAAAAAAGAAGAAAAAAGAAGGUUUUAAAUUUAAUUCUUGUACAGUGACAUUACAUAGUGUUACUAAGUUUAUUUUGGUAUUUAAGAAGCAAACUGGAUCCACUCGGCCAUAGGCUCAGAAAUCCUUUUAAUUUGAAAAUACUUGGAAUUUGCCUCGAUACUUGGAAUUUGCCUUAAUACGAUAAAAAGUAAGGAACUAAUUUGUAUUGAUAAGAAAGGUAACUUUAAUAACCAAAAUGGUGCAUGGUGUCUUAAUAUAUACUGAAUACAACAGGUUGAGAGAAGAAGGAAAAUAAAAUAGGUCCGUUUCAGGUCUCUCCUACCCUUCUUUUAACUGCCAACCAACCAUACACAUUGUUUUAUUACCAGCCUGCAUUUUCAAAAUUAUUUUCAUACUAUACAUGUAUAUGAAAUUGUAUUAAAAAAAAGUUUCAUGGGGUACCCUAAAUUCAUCUGUCCUAGAGUCAUUGGAAUUUCUUAUGCCAUAAAGUCUCAUCAUAUUCUCCUUAAGAAAGAAAACAAUUGCAUAAAUUUUAAAACAUCGAAGUAAAUUUAUUGUAUAUGCCAAAUCACAGGGAAAUCUGUCAUUAUUUUAUUAAAUCUAUAUAUAUAAUAUAAACAAGGGAUACAUGUUGUGGCCUCGCACUAGUAGCCACUACCAACACAGGUUCGUAAAAUGCAUUCACACGUGUAAACUGUAUAAAAUAUCCUUUAUUCCAUCAAAGUUAUUGUAGAAGUUAAUAUAUGAACGAGUCAUUACCCAAGUUUUAGUACAAACUCUUCAUUAAAACCUGUAACUUUGCAGGAAAUAGCUAACAUUUCAAUAUUUACAUUGGCUGUCAAGUUGUCGUCCAUUUUGCAGGUGUGUUUAUGUUCUGAGUAUUUCCAUUGGCUGAUGGAAAAAAAAUGCUAUUUGUCGCGGCUAUACGCCGUUAUUAUCCGGA
Messenger RNA from Ruditapes philippinarum (Manila clam), 2471 nucleotides. Its product is annotated as surfeit locus protein 6 homolog. Gene Ontology annotation, molecular function: DNA binding; RNA binding. The coding region runs from base 156 to 1487 and encodes 443 amino acids. Lineage: Eukaryota; Metazoa; Mollusca; Bivalvia; Venerida; Veneridae. Gene Ontology annotation, cellular component: nucleolus. The transcript is spliced from 5 exons. Gene Ontology annotation, biological process: ribosomal large subunit biogenesis; ribosomal small subunit biogenesis. The record is from RefSeq and is a predicted model, not a curated record.